AUGGAGGACUGCGAAAGCGAAACUGAACUCAAAAGGAAUAAGGACCGCAGUCCAUCACCAGGUAUCAAAUCAACAGCUGUUGUAAAGUACACUGCCUUUCAAAGUCCCGUUAGAUAUGCGAGAUUACAGUGCAACACUGAUCUCAAUUUGCCACCAUCCAACUGGGGUGCUGCUAUAGACUCUUAUGGAUUGAAACAAAUAUUAACUAGAGGGACAGGUUUAUCAAGCUUCAGGAUGGCGCACAUGUUCCCGGAUUGUGUUGGGGAAGUGGAUGUUAUAUCAGACGCAGAAUGCAUAAAGAAGCUGCUUAAGUUACCGUAUCAACCUAAUGGGACUGUCAGCAUGAUGGUUCACAGAGUUGAGAACACACUGCUUCUAGACGACUUCGACGUUUACGACUACCUAAUGAAAUCGGAGUGGUCCUGGCUCAAGGAUUUCUUCUAUGAGAACAUUGUUAAGACCAUGUCGGAACAGGAGCGGGUGCUGCUGACGCCGGGGGCGGGGGCCGGCCGCGCCCUGCGGCUGACGCAGCAGUUCCUGUCGCACAGCGUGGCGGAGCGCCCGCCGCCUCUCGGGGCUCCGGCGCGCGCCGACCGCACGCCCGUCUGCCUCGCGGGGCCGUUCCUGCCGGAGCCGGAGACGAAGGUCGAGGGCCCGCCGAACGAGCACCUCCACAACAGGAACGUGCUCUGGACCUUCGAGGACAUCCGCAUGCUCGUCGGCAGCGACCUCCCCAUCUUCGGGGACAAGGACCGGCCCUGCGUCAGCCUGCGCCUGAGGGACAUGCGCGAGCCGAUCAACGUCCUCACCGGCAUCGACUACUGGCUGGACAACCUCAUGUGCAACGUCCCCGAGGUGCUCAUGUGCUACCACCUGGACGGGAUCGUCCAGAAGUACGAGCCGAUGAAGACCGAGGACCUGCCCAACAUGGAGGACUCGCGCUUCUCGCCGCGCGUCGUCAGGAACGUGGCGCAGAACAUCCUCUCGUUCCUCAAGGCGAACGCGACCCGGCCGGGUCACACGUACUGGCUGUUCAAGGGGCCGCACGACGACGUGGUCAAGCUGUACGACCUGACCUCCCUCUGCCCCGAGGGGCUGGACAACCCGUUCACCACCCCGGUGGCGAUGCUGCUGUACCGCGUCGCGAGGAACAUGAGGAUGACGAACCGCUCGCGGCACGUGAAGCAACUCCUCGAGCACGUGGUGCGGCUGCUGAAGGCCGAGAGCUACCCGCAGAUAGUGGCCUCCUCGCACUACAUGCUGGCGGACCUCUACGUGCCGGCGACCACCAACCCGGCCUGCCCCGACUUCAAAGACGAGAGCUCCGACACGGACGACGAAGCGGACUUCGGCGAUUGCGCCGAGUUCGCGAAGGAGGGGGACGGCGAUAUGUGCGAGCGAGACGGCGAAACGGGCGGGGCGCGCGACCCCGAGAGGGUGGAGAUCACCAGCGACCACUCCGACAAGGAGGACGAAUCCACGGAAGGGGGCGGAGGUGAGGGUUCGAAGCGGCAGGAGGCGCAAGAGGCCGGAGAUGGGGAGAGGCAGUUGGCGCUCAGACAUAUCGGGGACCGCAUAAAAGAGGCUGUGCCGGUGAGCCUUCGACCCGAAGGGGAAGGGGCGGCGGGGGGGGCGGAGCAGGGGGGGCUGGGCGCGGAGGUGCCGGAGCGCUGCGGGCGGGCCCUCAGGCACGCGCUGCAAGGGCUGCAAGCGCUGCACCACGUCACCAUCGCCAGGGAUAAGGAGGAGGAGCGCGAGCGUCUGAAGCGGCAGGUGCUCAUCGAGGAGCAGCACCCGAAGAUGGCCAACCCCUACGAGCCGAUACAGAUGGAGUACGCGCCGCUGCGGAGGCGGGGCGCGGGGGCGGGGGCCACCGGCAGGGGGGGAGGGGCGGCCACCAGAGGGGGAGGGGCGGCGGCAGGAGGGGGGAGGAGGAGGAGGCGCGAGAAGCGGCCCGAGCGCUCCGCCCAUUUGUUGGUCGAGGCCACGGGGCCAGACCGCAACGCGAUCCUGGUGCGUGGGGGCGGAGGCCUAGCUUCGUGGCGAGAGCCCGGCCGAGACGACAACUUCGCGUGGAAACUCCAUCUCAAGACGCUGCUGUACGAGAAGAUAUGCCUCGCGUACGCCACGCUAGCGGAGCACAGCUACACGCGGCAGCAGCACGGCUUCUCGCUGAAGUACAUCCGGAUGGCGGCCAGGUGCCAGACGCUGCUGGGCGGCAUGAUCAUCCGCAGCCGCGUGGUGGACGCCGGCUGCCUGGUGGGCCGCGCGGGCGACAACCUGUUCCAGCUGAGCCGGCGCUGGGCGGCGCGCGAGCAGUACGCGCGCCAGCUGGCCGCGGAGCACGAGACCGACGCGCGCCUCGCCGACGAGAUCGCGCGCGACCUGGACGAGGAGCUGGACGGCGCGGCCAGCGACGAGUUCGAGAUCGACAUAUCGCUGCCGUCGACCGAGGUGGAGGCGAUGUUGCGCUCGUGCGAGCACUACCGCAGGGCGGCACGAGUGUCGGGCGCCAAGCGGGGCGAGCUGAUGCGCCGGCUCGCCUCCGUCUGCAACGAGCUGGCCGUGCGCUUCAUGAACGACGCGCAGCAGCUGUACGCGCAGUACGUGGAGUGCACGACGGAGGCGGAUGCGGAGGCGGCAGCGGGCAAGGGAACGGAUACCGAAGCGGUGGCUGAAGCGAAGGCGGAGACUGAUGACGGAACGGAGCGAAACGCGGGAGCGGUAGCGGAAGCGAAAACGGAAACGAAAGCAAAAGCAGAAGCGAAAGUAGAAGACAAAGCAGAAGCGGCAGCGGAAGCGAAACCGGAAGCCGAAGUGGAAGUGAAAGCGGGAGCCGAAACGCAAGCGGGAAUGGGAGCGAAAGCAGGAGCGGAGGCGGAAGAUGGUGCAAAAGCGGCAGCGAAAGGAGGCAGGGACACUGAGUCGGCGGAGGGGGCGAAAGCGCGGGAGAGCCGUGCGCGCGCCCUGGCCGAGCAGGUGACGAGCCUGUCGCGCCGCUCGGCCGAGUGCCUGGACGAGGCCAGCGCCAUCUUCGAGCAGGUCAACGACCUGCCCAACCUGGCGCUGCUCUACUGCAACAAGGCGCGCUACCUGCGCUUCAAGGCGCACUGCGACAUCGCCGCUCUCGGCGUGGACAAGCGGGCCCUGUACGGCGAGGCGGAGGCGCUGUACCUGUCCGCGCUGCGGCUGCUGGGCCCGCGGGACAGCUGCGCGCCCUCCAUCUGGGAGCUGGUCUCCUGGGAGCUCUCCUGCCACCUCUACACGCGCGCCGUGCUCAUGCAGGACUGCCCCGGGCCCCAACCACACGAGGCGUCGGAGGUGGCGGACGCGUUCAAGCACGCGCUGAAGUACUGCCUGCUGAGCCCAGGGCCCCGCCAGUACCUCUACCAGUUCCGCGCCGCGAUGAUAUACCACCGGCUUGGUUCGUUGUACCACUCCCAGUUCAGGACCACGACGGAGGAGGGCGCCCGCAGACGGGCCCUGCUCGCCGCGACCCGCUCCAACUACGAGGCGGCGGCCAAUCUGUUCGCCGCGCUCGAAGACGCCGGCAUGUUCCUCACGGUGCGCCUGGAGCACUGCGCCGCCAUGGAGGCGCACGCCGCAGUGUCGCCCAGCCUGAAGCUGAAGUCCCUCCAGACGGCGGUCCAACUCCUGCGCCAGUGCCACUCCGUCAUGAGGCUGCUCAAGGAGCGGGGCGCCGAGGAACGGGACCAGGCGAAGGCAGAAGACGGCGACGAGAGACCGAUAGGCAGCGAGCUCAGCCUGCUCUGCCUAUACGAGAACCGGCUCCACUACAUACUGCGCAGCAUCAUACAGUACUGCCGGUCGAAAUCCAACAAAGACUACGAGCGGAUGUCGGCCAUGUACAAGUCGCUAUACUGCGUGAGCCUGAAGAUAAAGCGAGACGAAGACGUGAAGGCGUACGCCGCUAGCAUCUGCGACGUGUUGACCGCUAUGGACGAGAUAUCGAAAGAGUACGAG
Molecule: messenger RNA, 3984 nt
Organism: Iphiclides podalirius (scarce swallowtail)
Lineage: Eukaryota; Metazoa; Arthropoda; Insecta; Lepidoptera; Papilionidae
Source: the annotation of a GenBank genome assembly